Messenger RNA from Dothidotthia symphoricarpi CBS 119687, 864 nucleotides. RefSeq names its product PQ loop repeat protein-like protein. The transcript has 3 exons. Lineage: Eukaryota; Fungi; Ascomycota; Dothideomycetes; Pleosporales; Dothidotthiaceae. The record is from RefSeq and is a predicted model, not a curated record. The coding region runs from base 1 to 864 and encodes 287 amino acids.
AUGAUACCGCAAAAUCACUCACGAUGCCAGGAACUGGCCCAUCCAGACAUCAUCAACUUCGCCGUCUCCAUCUUCCUCGUCCUGGGCAUACUCGUCUCUUACCUGCCACAGCACUACAAGAUCAUAUCGCGCCGCUCCUCUCGCGGCCUGAGUCCGCUCUUUGUCCUCCUUGGCACAGUCUCGGGCACAGCGAGCAUCGCCAACAUCCUGACGCUGCCUGAGAGCACACAGGACAUGGCAUGUUGCAAAGAGAUUGGCACGUUCCCCUGCACAGCUGCACUCUUGGGCAUUGCACAGAUUGGCGUGCAGUGGACGUGUUUCUUCUUCAUCAUGCUCCUCUUCCUCAUCUUCUUCCCGCGCAACCCCCAGCCCUCGGAAGAAGAAAACUCACCCCACAGUCUCCCCACCUGGAAAGAAGCUGUCCUCGUCCUCGCCCUCUCCCUCGCCUUCUUCGUUGUCGCCCUCCUCGGCUCCAUCAUCUUCCUCUACGCCCUGCCCUCCCACACACGCGCCUGGGCAAACUUCCUCGGCCUACUAGGCACUACCCUCGCCGCUAUCCAGUACAUACCCCAGAUCAUGACGACCUGGAAGCUGCAAGAGACGGGCAGUUUGUCGGUGCCUAUGAUGUGCAUACAGACGCCUGGCAGCUUCGUGUUUGCCGCGAGUUUGGCAGCGAGACUAGGUCCUGGGGGUUGGAGCGCAUGGGGUCUCUUUAUACUGACGGGAUGUCUGCAGGGCUGCUUGCUCGGGUUGAGUUUGUGGUUCAUCUGGCGAGACAGGCGGGAGAUGAGGAGGAUUGACAGGGAUGUGACGGAUGCUGCCGAUACUGAAGAGACGCCGCUGUUGGCGGAUGGAAGAGAUUAG